Molecule: messenger RNA, 2743 nt
Organism: Engraulis encrasicolus (European anchovy)
Lineage: Eukaryota; Metazoa; Chordata; Actinopteri; Clupeiformes; Engraulidae
Product: S-adenosylhomocysteine hydrolase-like protein 1
Exons: 17
Coding region: 148-1683 (511 amino acids)
Biological process (GO): L-methionine cycle
Cellular component (GO): cytosol
Source: RefSeq, a predicted model, not a curated record
GUGAGCAGAAUGAGGGAGGGCUGUGCGUGCCGUGCAGCAAGUGAUUCUCCCAGAGCAGAGCAGAGCAGAGCAGAGCAGAGCAGCCGUGUGGUGUGGGAUUGAGCUGUAUAGCUGUAGCUCCAGCUGUAGCUGACGGAGGAGGCAGACAUGGCCAAGUGGGAGUCCAACACCAGUGGCAACCAGGCCUUCCAGCUGCCACAGUGGCUGCAGGUGCAGCUGACAGAGCCGAAGCAGGAGUUCAACAAGAGGCCUCCGGGUAAGAUCGGCCGGCGCUCCUUCUCCCGAUCCAUCUCCCAGUCAUCCACAGACAGCUUCAGCUCAGCUCCCUCGGAAUCCGAGAGCUCCGACGAUGAGAGCACCCCUCGGGACAAGGCGCAGAAGAACUCCAAAGGCCAAUGCGACUUCUGCAUCAAGAACAUCAAGCAGGCGGAUUUCGGCCGCAGAGAGAUUGAAAUCGCUGAACAGGAGAUGUUAGCGCUGGUUGCGCUAAGGAAGAGAGCACAGGGAGAGAAGCCUUUAGCUGGAGCCAAGAUCGUAGGCUGCACACACAUCACCGCCCAGACAGCGGUGUUAAUUGAGACUCUGGCGGCUCUGGGCGCUCAGUGCAGAUGGGCCGCCUGUAACAUCUACUCCACCCAGAACGCUGUGGCGGCCGCCCUAGCAGAGGCUGGUUUCUCAGUGUUUGCCUGGAAAGGGGAGUCGGAGGAUGAUUUCUGGUGGUGCAUCGACCGCUGUGUCAACCUGGAGGGCUGGCAGCCAAACAUGGUCCUUGAUGACGGGGGCGACCUGACACACUGCAUUUAUAAAAAGUAUCCUCACGUCUUCAAGAAGGUCAAGGGAAUAGUGGAGGAGAGUGUCACUGGAGUUCACAGGCUGUACCAGCUGUCCAAAGCAGGGAAACUGUGCGUGCCCGCCAUGAACGUCAAUGACUCUGUGACCAAGCAGAAGUUUGACAACCUUUACUGCUGUAGAGAGUCCAUUUUGGAUGGGCUGAAGAGGACAACUGAUGUCAUGUUCGGUGGAAAGCAAGUGGUCAUAUGUGGAUAUGGAGAGGUUGGUAAGGGCUGCAGCGCUGCUCUGAAGGCCCUGGGUGCCGUUGUGUAUGUAACAGAGAUUGACCCCAUCUGCGCACUGCAGGCCUGCAUGGAUGGCUUCCGAUUGGUCAAGCUGAGUGAGGUCAUCAGGAACGUCGACAUCAUCAUCACAUGCACAGGCAAUAAGAACGUGGUGAGGAGGGAGCACUUGGACCGCAUGAAGAAUGGCUGCAUGGUGUGCAACAUGGGCCACUCCAACACGGAGAUCGACGUGGCAAGCCUGCGUACUCCUGAGUUGACGUGGGAGCGUGUGAGGUCACAGGUGGAUCACAUCAUCUGGCCAGACGGCAAACGCAUCGUCCUACUGGCCGAGGGUCACCUGUUGAAUCUGAGCUGCUCCACUGUGCCCACAUUUGUCCUGUCCAUCACGGCCACCACACAGGCUCUGGCCCUCAUCGAGCUGUACAAUGCACCAGAGGGCCGUUACAAGCAAGAUGUCUACUUGCUUCCAAAGAAAAUGGAUGAGUACGUCGCCAGUCUCCACUUACAGACAUUCGAUGCGCACCUCACCGAGCUAACGGACGACCAGGCCAAGUACCUGAGUCUGAACAAAAACGGGCCGUUCAAACCAAACUACUACCGAUAUUAGCAACAUAAACGAGGAAGAGAAAUGAUGGACUGUGUGGAGGGGCCAAGAGCAACAGCAAGGGUGCCUGUACAUCGCUAGUGAUCUGCUGCCCCCUGCAGGACGACUCUGGACUUGCAGUUUUUAUGAAGAAAAGGUCACACAGAGAAACUUUUUUUCAGCUGAAUGACACUUUGAUGUACCAAUGGUAUGGUUUUAUACUGUAAAUACUCAUUCUAUAUUUUGAAAGAGUUCUUUCAUAAUGUCCAUCUACUAUUGCGCAAUCUGUAUCAUCAGCUUGUAUCAUCACUUUGUAUCAUCACUUUGUAUCAUCAGUUUGUAACUUUACCUACACCAUAAAUCAUGAGUAUAAUUAAUUACAUAUAAUCAUAUAUAACAGAGCAGAGUAAUAUGGUAAUUUCUAUAUAGUUGAUUAAAAUACAAUAUAUAUCAGUGUUGAUAAUGUUUGAUUUCAAAUCAGUCACUCUUAAUAUUUAAAUGGAGUAUGUUGUAUAUUUAGUUAUAUUUUAUGUUUAUUUCGCAGCUUCACCUAAAAUAGCAUAGUAAAUACUUCACAUGGAACAAAUGGGAGGGGAUAUUCUGUGCCAUUAUAGAUAUGUAACGUAGUCAUGGCUAUUUAAGAUUUAACACAGAGGGGAAUCUUACCUUUCCAAUAAUACACUGUAUGUUGUUUGCACAAAGUAUUGAAUCUCAUGAUUCGGUAUGAACUAGAAAGUCUUAUUUUAGAAGGGUCAGAUUCUUCUUCAACAGUGAGACCCCAAUUCUCAGGUAGCAGUGUUCUUAACAUUCAGCACCGCAUUUACAGCACAAGCUACACAUUUUGCUUUUGACAAUGAUCUGAAACAUGCCAUUGACAGAGUCCAACAUGUUGAAUGCUGUACAUGUCUUGUGUUGAGUUGUGUGGUGUGUGCCUGUGUCAAUACUGCCUGUAACACUACCUGCUCAUCAUCAUUCUACUGUAAUAAGACUGUAGUAAUAUAACAAUAGUAAUACUGUAUAAUAAUAACACAUUAAACACUCCCAAUAUCACGCUGCAGCUUCCUGGAUAGUACAAAUGACGCAA